Molecule: messenger RNA, 855 nt
Organism: Stylonychia lemnae
Lineage: Eukaryota; Ciliophora; Spirotrichea; Sporadotrichida; Oxytrichidae
Source: the annotation of a GenBank genome assembly
AUGGAUGAACUACAUAACUUAGUCAAAGGAUAAGCAGAAGGAUUUGAGAUUCAUAAAGUACAUAGAGACAGUGUAGGCAAAGAAAAAUAUUUGAAAAUGGAGAAAGAUGAAUUCUUGACACAGACCAAUGUUUAGAAAUUAGGGUAAGAAGUUGCAAUAGAAUUAAGUGGAAAAAACUGGGAGGAAAAAUAUGAAUGGGUGAACAAUCAACGUGAGGAAGGAAACAAAAUUUUUAAGAAGGGAAUAUACGACUAGGCUAUAGACACUUACUUGAAAGCUCUGUGUGGUAUGGACUUUGGAAAACAGGAUGAGGACUAAGAAGAACGUGUCAAUAAAGAUCUCAAAGCCCCCAUUCUUAAUAAUAUUGCACUCUGUCUCAUUAAGUAAAACAAAUUUAUGAGAUCUAAUCAAAUGCUUGAUUAAGUACUUAAAGUUGACCCAGAAAAUUUCAAGGCAUGGACAAGAAAGGUGUAGAACUUUUUGAAAAUAGGCGAUACUGAGGAGGCGAAGAAAACAGUGACUGAUGCUGAGAAAUAGGCAGUAACCUUAGAGGAUAAAGCAUUAAUUACUGGAUUAUAUAAAGAGAUCGCGCAGCAAACACUAAAAGAGAAGAAUUUCAGCAAGAAUAUCUUCGCCAACAAAUUGGGAGGGUUGUAUUAGGAUAAACCAGAUUAUUCAAAGAUGGAGGAAUUUAUGCAAGAAUAUGAAAAUGAAUACUUGGCAUCUUUGAGUAAUACUCAAUGGUUCUUAUACCCAUUCCUUAAAACAGCUAGAGUGGUGUUUAGAAAAUUAGGACUAUGCAGGGAUAAGAACAGUGAUGAAUUUAAGAAUAGAAAAAAUAAUAAAGUAGAAUGA